UGGAUCAAUCCAAUCACGAUCUUCAAAACCAUCUGGUUCUAAUCUCCUCCAGAAUCUUUUUCAAGAAUGAGAUCAUCCGUGUUUCUUCUCUGCGUUCUGGGUCUUUCUCUGACACAAAUCCAAUUCUCCAGAGCAGAUUUGGUAAAGCAAACAUGCAGGCAGACACCCAACUAUCAUCUCUGUGUGCAGACUCUGCGCUCAGACCCACGAAGCUCUCACGCAGACGUCGCAGGCUUGGCCAUGGUGAUGGUGGAUAUGAUCAAGGCCAAAUCAAUCGCCACCCUCCACAGAAUCAGUGAAUUGUUAGGCACAGCACCACACCCAAAAACGAAGGCCACUUUGAGGCGUUGUGCAGAGUUGUACGAUAAUGCAGUUUUGAAGGCUGAUAUUCCAUCAGCCAUGGAAGCUCUCAAGACAGGUAAUCCCAAAUUUGCAGAACAAGGUGCCAAUGAUGCUGCUAACGAGGCCGACUCCUGCGAGAGAGCCUUCAGUGGGGCUUCCCCUAUUACUUCUUUCAAUAGGAGUGUUAGUAACCUCUCUCGUGUGGCUUCUGCCAUUAUCAGGCUCUUGUUGUGAGCUGGAGUCCUUCCUUGGUAAGACUCCAUGAAUGGGUUGUGAUGACUGCUUCCUCACUUCUAAUAAAAGACUAAAUUCUCGGAUAAGAACCAUUAUUAUUCAA
Vitis riparia (riverbank grape) is the source of this 679-nucleotide messenger RNA. RefSeq names its product cell wall / vacuolar inhibitor of fructosidase 1-like. Gene Ontology annotation, biological process: negative regulation of catalytic activity. The record is from RefSeq and is a predicted model, not a curated record. Lineage: Eukaryota; Viridiplantae; Streptophyta; Magnoliopsida; Vitales; Vitaceae. Bases 67 to 576 code for a protein of 169 amino acids. Gene Ontology annotation, molecular function: enzyme inhibitor activity. The transcript has a single exon.